GCAGGGGAUGGAGCCAGCACUCCGGCUCUGCUCUCCCCAGGCGCCCUUUGCCUCCAACAGGCAUUUGCAUGUGGUGGGGGCCCCUCAGAGGCAUUUUAAUGUUGAGCCUGUCACCGAUAAGCUUGGCAGGAGGGUCACUGCCGAGGGCAACAGAUCCUGCUCCGGCUGCACCGGCCCCACUGGCUCUGUGUCCUCUUGCUGAGUGCUCCAGGCUGCUCCAUCAGCCGUGGGCUGGCUGCCAGCUCUCCACCACAUGCCAUGCAGGGCCAUGAGUGCUGCUGGGGCUGCGCCAAAACCCCUCUGAGCGACACCAAACCGUCGGGGUGCCGCACACACCUCUGCAUGCAAGGGGAUGAAAGCAUGGUGCACCCCUGAGGAACGAGUUUGGGGUGCCUGGGCUGCGGAGGGAUGCUUGGUUCAUCCUUCCUUUACCACCCCUUUUCCUCUGCUGCUGCUUCUGCUGGGAGGAUCAUAGAAUUAGGGACCGGUUUGGGUUGGAAGACACCUUACAGCUCACCCAGUUUCAAAUCCCGGCCAUGAGCAGGGACACCUUCCACUACAGCAGCUUGUUCCUAGCUGAAACCAGCCCUGCCAGCCCUCAGUGGUACCUGUGCCUCAGGAUGGCACUGGCUUACUUAUGUCCCCAAAGGGUUCUUGCACGCAGAGGGGGUGCAGGCCCCCGGCACCCUUCCUUCCCUCGCUGUGUGUGGCCAUGCUGCCUUGCUUCCCCCCUGCAACCACAGGGCAGGGCAGGGCAGGCCCUGGGCUUCCGCUUCGCCCCAGGGCGGCCCCGGUUUCAGUGCUGUGGUUUGUGCACGUGGUGGGUGCCACGGAAUGGGAGCCGCAGUUGCCCCAGCACAGGCCGAGCUGGCGGAGCCACCUCUAACGUGGACGUGGAGACCAAGCAAGCCGCGCACACCAAGCUGCCAUGGCAGCAGCCCGUGAACGUGUUCCUGGCAGCCGGGCGCCCGCCGGGCAUGGAGCAGCUGCACCAGGAGGCACAGCUCAACCUGCAGAGCAUGAUGCAAGAGGAGUAUGAGGAGCAGUACAGCGAGAGCAGGGUCACCGGGCAGACCUUCCGCAGCGCCGGGCACUCAUCCCCUGACGCUCCCCCAGAGCCAUCGCCCCGACCACCCCCUGCCAAGCGCCUUGAAUUCGUGCUUAUGCCCCCGAGCCGGCGAGUGACCGACGAGGAGAGCACCAGCACGAGCGCGCUGGGUGCGCGGCCACCCGACACCUGCCUGAGCCUCCCCACCAGCCCGGACAAGCAGCCCCCCUGGCCCAGGGCUUUCCCCCUGCCCACCCUGGAGGAGAAGCAGCAGCCCCCAUCCUGCUCCGUCCAAACCAACAUCGUCCCCAUCAAUGUCUCGGGGCAGCACUUUGCUAGGCACACGAGUGCUCGUCACUCCCUGUUUAACACAGAGACCGCGAUGAACCCCAAGUCCACCCUGCGGCGUAGACGGACCAUUAUCGGAUUCCCUAACCUGUCCCUGCGAGACCAAGGCAGCACCAACGGCCCCACGUCCGUGGCUCCCGCACCCAUCGCCGAGUCCGUCUCCUGCAGCUUUGUGCCCGAGGCAGCGGGGCCGGCCCCACAGGACACCAGCCCCCGCCAGCCCCGCGCUGCCCUGCUGAGGAAGACCUUCAGUGACCUGGGGGCACGCUGCUGCCCCAUGGACCCCGUGGCCACCCCCUGCGCUGGCGCCUGCAACGGCCCGCACGGACCCCCCUUCCCGCUGCCCUGGAGCUACACGGGCCCCCCCAGUCCCACCCGGGGCCAGGGCACCGGUGCAGCCUGCACCUCGCCGGAUGGCUCCAGCCCUUUGCCCGGCCCCGGCUCGCCCGCUGCAGCCGUUGCCGCUGCCACCGCCGCCUUCUUCAUCGCCGCAGAGGAGCACACGGGCAGCAACGGGCACGGCUCCUUCUCCGCUGCAGUGCCCGAGUCCCCCUGCGGGUUGGGGCAGGGGUACGAGGGCCGAGGCUCCAGGGGGAACCUGCUGCCGGGAGGUCAAGCGGAGGCCGAGCCCACGGCAGGGCUGGCACGGCUGGAGGUGGAGCGUGCCGGGUGCCGGUUCCGCGAGCGCUCGCUGUCGGUGCCCACCGACUCGGGCUCACUGUGCUCUGUGGACAUCGCGUACACUGAGGCACGGCGGGGCAGCGCCAACUACACCCUGGGCUACCCCAGCGCCAGCUCCGAGGGCAGCACCAGCACGGACAACGUCUCGCUGGGGCUGGGGCUGGAGCAGGAGGGGCAGCGGCGCCGGCGCUCCAAGAGCAUCUCCCUCAAGAAGGCCAAGAAGAAGCCCUCGCCGCCAACACGCAGCGUGUCGCUCAUCAAGGAGGGACCGGAUGACGUGGAGCCCAGCCUGCUGCUGCCCAAGGACCAGCGGCCCAAGAGCCUGUGCAUCCCCCCAGAGCUGCAGGGACACCGGCUAGUGCACGCCGACCCACGGGGGAGCGCGGGCAGGGAGCCCGAGGGCACAGCUGCCCCCCUCCAGUGGCAUCCCACAGACUGGAAGGCUGGUGCGGACCCCCCUUACCGCUCCCUGUCCAGCUCCAGCACUGCCACGGGGACCACGGCCGUCGAGUGCGCCAAGGCACAGGGCAGCUCUGAGUCGCUCAUGUCUCCCUCUGUCUCCCGGGCUACAACACCCUCCCAGCUCUCUGCCGAGGUGGACACCAAGACCUCCUCCCCCAGCAGGCCCCCAGGGCUGAUGUCCCCAUCCAGUGGGUACUCCAGCCAGUCCGAGACCCCAACCCCAACCGUGCCCACCUCCGCCGUCCUCGGGCACUCCCCGCGCCAGGUCCGGGUGAGGCCACUGGUGCCCGAGAGGAAGUCCUCGCUGCCCCCCACAUCCCCCAUGGAGAGGAGCCCCAAGGCCCGGCUAUCCUUCGACCUGCCGCUCACACCCCCAGCCCACCUCGACCUCUCGGGGCUCAAGAUCUCCCUGAAGGGGAAGAAGAAGGUCAGCCGGCACCACUCUGACUCCACCACCUUUGCCACCAAGCUGGCCCAGAAGAGCAGCCCCAUCGCCCCCAUCAUGCCGGUGGUGACGCAGUCUGACCUGCGCUCAGUGCGCCUGCGCUCCAUCAGCCGUUCUGAGCCCGAGGACAACACCGAUGGCCCCGAGCCCACAGAGGAGCCGCUGCGCCUGCCCUGCCCGGUGCCUGACAGGAAGGUGAAGCCGCCAGUGGCAGAGAAGCCACCGCUGGCCAAGCGGCCCCCCAGCAUCCUGCCCAAGCCCCCAGCACUGCGGGAGGAGGGCCCCCUGUCCCCCACAUCCCCGCUGGGCACUGCAGCCACCGCCACCACCAAGGGGAUGCCGCAGGACGGCUUCAUGGCUCUGCGGAAGGGGGAGCUGAGGAGGGGCCCAGGGGAGCCCCCCACGGCCCCAGUGCCGGUGACGCGACAGAGGCGGCUCUCGCACGACAGCCUGGAGGAUGAGCCGUGGCCGCCACGGAGGAAGGCUAAGGUGCCGCCUCCGGUACCCAAGAAGCCCAGCGUUCUGUACCUGCCACUUGUGCCGGCCCUGGUGCCGGGAGCCAGUACGGGUGACCCAGCACCCACCCCCAGCCCCAUCAUCACGCUGGAUGCUGACCCCACAUCCUGCGACCCUGAUGCUGAGGACCUGCUGUCCCCAGGGACUCUGGGCACUGCAGCAGCCAGUGAUGCCCCCCCAGAGCAAGACAGCUCGGCAGACCCUGGCACAGAGGAGAAGAGCUUUGCCAGUGACAAGACGGCUGAGUCCAUCGCCGAGGAGGAUGACGACGUGUUCGUAACGUCCCGUACCACGGAGGAUCUCUUCACUGUGAUCCACAGGUCGAAGAGGAAGGUCCUGGGGCGGAAGGAGCCUGGUGACACCUUUGCCAGCCGGCCCAACUCCCACUUGCCCGUCACAACUUCGGGCUCCCCGACCAGCGAGUCCCCAGCAGCAGUUGCAGUGGCAGCACCAGGCAGCACCGGGAAGUCUUCCAGCAGGAACGAAGACUUUAAAGCCCUGCUCCAGAAGAAGAGCAGCAAAACCAGUGCCGGCACUCGGCCAUCUGCUGCUGAACUGCUCAAGACCACAAACCCGCUGGCUCGGAGGGUCAUGACGGAGUUUGCCCCCGAGCUGGACAGUGCCAGCAGCCCCAGGAGCCAGCCCUAACCAUGCAUGGUCCCUUCUGGCCAUGGAGGGCUGGAGAUGGCUGCAGAAGGAGCAUUGCUGCGGAUGCGGCAGCCUGGCUGCCCACUGAGCCCCGGCUCCCACCAAGGGCUUUCUUCUGCCUUUGUUUCUUCCUUGGAGAGCUGCAUUUGGAGCCCAAGUGUCUCUGAUGGAGCAGGGCCAAAUCCAGGCGGGAAGAAGCGGCCCCACGGCUGGGACCAUCCUGGCUGCUUGAGAGGCAGAGUGGGAUGGCAGCCUUGCAGCGAAGCUAGCUUGAAACUGUGUGGUCACUUCGGCAUGUGGUACUUUAAAUGGCUUUUCUAAUGCA
Molecule: messenger RNA, 4473 nt
Organism: Neopsephotus bourkii (Bourke's parrot)
Lineage: Eukaryota; Metazoa; Chordata; Aves; Psittaciformes; Psittacidae
Gene: NHSL2
Product: NHS like 2
Exons: 8
Coding region: 537-4148 (1203 amino acids)
Biological process (GO): cell differentiation
Source: RefSeq, a predicted model, not a curated record